Molecule: messenger RNA, 225 nt
Organism: Necator americanus (New World hookworm)
Lineage: Eukaryota; Metazoa; Nematoda; Chromadorea; Rhabditida; Ancylostomatidae
Exons: 3
Coding region: 1-225 (74 amino acids)
Source: RefSeq, a predicted model, not a curated record
AUGCAGAAACUUGCUGUUUUCUUCCUUGCUCUAGUGCUUCUCGCUUGCGCCGAACAAAAGUGCAACGUAGACAAGGACUGUUCUCCAGGAGACAAAUGCGUCGAAGGAUCCUGUGCUUUCAAUCCGCACUGCCCAACGGUCGAUUCUCCGGAAGUAAAGGAUGGAUGCAAAGUCCAACUGGUGGCGGAUGAGAACAAUUGUUCAAAGAUCAAAAUUGUUUGCUAG